AAUUCCUUCGUGCUUAAAAAUCACGUGAUUCAAGAGCUGCAAUCACAAAACCUAAGCUAUUGCGAGGAGAAAUGUGCAUCGCAUAAUGAAUGCUACAGCGUUAACUUCUACCCUAAGCAUCACAAGUGCGAACUCAGCAAAGAAAACCACUUUACAAGUCCCAUUGACCUUACCCAUGAUUCAGAUGGAGUGUACAGUCACGUGAUCAACCAUCAACGUCCAAUGAACGCUUGUAGUGACCAAUACUGCAGUACGAACCAUGCUUGCUUUGUAAAAGAUGAUGGGAAGGACUACGAAUGCAAAGUUUGCACUACAGCACUGGGCAUGGAAUCGAAUGCAAUUCCCGACUCCUCCAUCACUGCAUCCUCGUCUUUAUCAAAUGGCCACAUUAGCUGGAGAGCACGUCUCCACAACAAGCCCCCAAUGCCGUUUMAUUCUGAAUUAAAUAACGGAGCAUGGUGUGUUGCGACUAGCCAAGCUGGUGAGUAUCUACAGAUUGAUAUUGGUCGAGUCGUAAACCUAAAGCAAGUGGCAACUCAAGGGCGACCAUACUAUGGAAAUGACUACCCGAAGAAAUAUCGACUAGAGUACAAGCGUGCGAACACACAAUGGAUGGACUAUCGUGAGAUGGGAAUUGUAAAGGUUUUUGUGGGAAACACAGACAAGAAUACGGUCGUAGUCAACACUCUUAAAGAAAAAGUCAUGGCCCAGUAUGUGAAAAUAAUAAUCUUGGAAUGGCACGGAUACCUCUGCAUGAGAGCAGAAAUCUAUGGAUGCUGAAAGACCUUAGCUAACGGAAGCCUAAAGCCACUGCCCAAAUUAAAGAAAAAUUGACAGAUCCACUUCAUCCAACAUAGUUUG
Messenger RNA from Exaiptasia diaphana, 861 nucleotides. Its product is annotated as lactadherin. The transcript has 3 exons. The annotation marks the transcript as partial. The record is from RefSeq and is a predicted model, not a curated record. Lineage: Eukaryota; Metazoa; Cnidaria; Anthozoa; Actiniaria; Aiptasiidae.